Messenger RNA from Chelonoidis abingdonii (Abingdon island giant tortoise), 7117 nucleotides. It is a transcript of the gene G2E3, whose product is annotated as G2/M-phase specific E3 ubiquitin protein ligase. The record is from RefSeq and is a predicted model, not a curated record. Lineage: Eukaryota; Metazoa; Chordata; Testudines; Testudinidae. Gene Ontology annotation, cellular component: nucleus. Gene Ontology annotation, molecular function: ubiquitin-protein transferase activity.
CGCAGCUCCCUUCACCCCGCCUCUGCUGGGAUUCCGUGCGUCAUGUCCCGCCUCUCGCCACCCAGCGCCGGCUCUGCCCCCGGGGACGCAGCAGGAUGCGCCCCUCGUCAGGCUCCUCGGAAGGUGCCUAGGAGGAGCGCGCAUCACAGUGAUCAGCUGCUAGGCGGCAGAAGCCGAGCGCCGAUCACAUCGAUCAACAGCCGAGCGCAAAUAGCCGACGGCCGAGACAGCUUGCUGGGUUCGGGGCGGGCUUUGGCGCUUCGCUUCCGGGACGCCGGCGGAUGUUGGGGUUUGAAUCGGUUGUCGGUUAUGACACUGGUGAGCUUCGGGCUCGGAGCUGGAGAUGCUGCUUGCGGAGUUGCCGGAUGGUCCCUCAGUUUUAGUGCCCUAGAAGAUUGAAGACCUUGAGGGUACCAGUGGCCACUGCUGAGUGAGAAAAAACAUCUUUCAAGAGAAGUUCCAAAGAGUAAACAGCCUGAAGAAAGGUAAUAGAAUGAAUGAAAAUACCCUCUGCCACUUCCAAAGCCCAGCCUGUGUCCUCUGUCAACGAACUGAUGACUGUCCUGAAAAAUAUGGAGAAAAGAGAACUUACAAGGAAUACAAUCUCACUGUUCAUUACUAUUGCUUGCUGAUGUCAAGUGGAAUUUGGCAGAGGGGUGAAGAAGAUGAAGGAGUUUAUGGGUUUUUAAUCAAGGACAUUAGGAAAGAAGUAAACAGAGCUGCAAAACUGAAAUGUAAUAUCUGUAAGAAAAAAGGUGCUUCGAUUGGAUGUGUAGCACCCAAAUGCAAACGAAGUUAUCAUUUCCCUUGUGGGGUUCAAAGGGAAUGCAUUUUCCAAUUCAUGGAACAAUUUGGGUCAUAUUGUUGGGAGCACCGACCAGUUCAGAAACUUCCAUCUGAUGAAUCUAGAGGCUCUUCACAAUGUACAAUAUGCUUGGAAUUUGUUGAGCACUUUCCGAUGUACAAUAUACUGAAAAGUCCUUGCUGUAAAAAUGCGUGGUUUCAUAGAGACUGCUUGCAGUAUCAAGCUCUGAGUGCUGGGGUAUUUUUCUUUAGGUGCACAGUGUGCAAUAAUAAAGACAAAUUUCAGAAUGAAAUGUUGAGAAUGGGAAUACACAUUCCAGAAAAAGAUGCAUCCUGGGAACUUGAGGAGAAUGCAUAUCAAGAUCUUCUGCAGCGCUACCAACACUGUGAUGCUAGAAAAUGUCUGUGCAGGAACGGGAGAGACUAUAAUAAACCUGAUAGUAAAUGGGAAAUCAAAUGCUGUCAGUGUUGUGGUUCCCGUGGCACGCAUUUGGCCUGUUCCCCAAUAGAGUCAUGGAAGGAAAACUGGGAAUGUAUAGAAUGCAGGAGUAUCUUCGCUAAGUCAGGGAAUUACCAAAAUCAGAAAAAACGCUCGAUGGCUACCUCAGAAAAAAUAGACGUUACUGGUCGUUUGUUGGAAGAGCCCUCUCCCAAGUGCCCCAGACAGUCACCAGGAUCCCAGCACAGCUUUCUUCUCAGGUCACCAAAGAUGUUGUACAAGGAGUCAAGCUGUUCAGGCACAUUAUUAGACCUUCCAGCAUCUAAUAAGAUGGUUAUGUCUAUAUCCCCACUGAUCAAUUCUUCAUCAAGGAAUCUAUCAGUAAGAAGAAUGCAACUAAGAAUACAAAAAAGAGAAGCUUCUAAUUUAUUGAGGGAAUUAAAGUUACAGGUUAAUAAUACAAAAACUACAAGACUGAACAUCAACAGAGACAAUAUCUGGAGUAGUGCCUUAAAAGGAUUCAGAGGGCGAAACUUCAAUCCUGCAAACACUAUGGAAGUGAAGUUCACAAAUUGCAAGGGUAGAGUAGAGACAGAUGCUUUUCAUGGAUCAAAACAUGAGUUUUUCCGAUUAUUAAUGCUUCAUCUUCAGAACUCAUCACUAUUUGAGGGCUCUUCCUCAAAGAACUUAUCGCUUGAUUCUCAAGCUGUAAAAGAGAAUUUAUACUAUGAAGCUGGCAAAAUGAUUGCAGUUUCUUUGGUUCAUGGUGGUGUACCUCCCAGUUUCUUUUCCAAAACUCUGUUUAACUGUCUUGUUUAUGGACCAGAGAAUGUGAAACCAACAGUGGAAGAUGUUGCAGAUUUUGAUGUAGCACAAAGAAUAAAAAUGAUAAAAUCAUCAAGAACUCUGGCCAACUUAAAAUCUACAAUAAGUGACUGCUCUGAAUAUCUUAUUAUUGCUGGAUGUUUAAGACCUAUGACAACUCUGUGUGAUAAGGAUAUGUUGGUGAACGACUUACUGAUCUAUCAUGUAAUUAAGCGAGUUCAUUCACCUUUUGAAAGCUUUAGGCAAGGUUUGAAAAUGCUUGGUGUUUUGGAAAAAAUACAGCUGCAUCCUGAUGCGUUCUCUAGCAUAUUGUGUCACAAACCCGAGAGACUUUCAGCAAGAGUUCUUGGUGAUCUCUUUACAAUCCACUGUUUAUCAGAUGUAAACAAAGUCAAAGGUGUUGAUUUCUGGAUGGGUUAUUUACAAGAUGUGGAAGGUGGUGAGUCUGCAGCAACACUGGAAGACAUUCUGGUCUUUGCAACUGGUUCUAGUUCUGUCCCGCCCAUUGGUUUUGAGCCUGACCCCUCAGUUAAAUUUCUGCGUAUAAAAUACCCUGUUGGAAACAGACAACUUAACAGCUUAGAACUUCCAAUAACAAAGACGUAUGAGCAGUUUAAAAACAAAAUGGACUUUGCCAUCAGCAACGGACUAAGACUAGAAUUAGAAUAAUUUUUUUUUUGUUACUAAAGUUGAUGUCAAAUUCAAUUUUUCUGUUUGUGGGAUGUUCCUUCUUGUGAGCUGCUAUUACAUUUCUGAGCAUUGAUACCCUUUUUUCCCAUCUCAGUUUUCCCCCACUGGUUUACAAAAAUUGCUUUUGUUGUUUGUCCAAUUCAUUGCUCUAGUUUGGAACUUACCAGAUAGUCUAAACCUAAAUAAGAUUUUUCUGAUUAGUCAUUUUAAGUUACAAAACUGUUUUAAAAAUGCAUAUGCUCACAAAUCAAACUUGUGUGGAGAUUUUUCAAGUGGAAAAAAGUAAUUGGACACGUCACUAGAACAGUAGGCUAAAACUAUAUUUAAAUUUGGUAAGUCAGUAGUUAGUGUACUUGUGUGCUGAACUUUUGAAGAUUAUACUACAAGAUAUAGAAAUUAAAAUUGAUAUAAAGACAUUUUCAGGCUAAAAUUGGGGAUGUAAUAUUUUUCAUAUCUAUUGAAUCAUGUUCUUGUUGAAGUCAGAGUUUUGCCCUUGACUUCAAGGGGAACUGACAGCAUAACACUUAAAAACUGCCAAUUUUGCUAUCGAUAAAUAUGCAAGGUUAUAAAUAUUUUCAGCACCCUGUUCCCUAUCAGUAAGUAUAGGUAAUGCUCUACACAUUGAGGUAACGUGAUUUAUCAAAGUCAAAGCAGGCACAUUUUUAAGGGUGAUCAACUCUAGAUUUUUAUAAUGUUUUUGAAAUAGCGGUGAUGGGACACUGCAUCAGUUCUUCUACGGGUGUUUUUUCAGUUUGACAUUCAGUAAAUAUUUUUUUCCUUUUUAAAUAUUAAUGAUAUGUUAAAUCCACAGAAGAGAGAAAAUUUGGAGUUUAAGGCUAUUAUAUUGUGUCCUUGGAAAAAUCAACCACAGUUCAGGGAAGACCAAGGAAAAUAAUGAAGUUUGAGAACUAAAUUUGCUUUUACUCUAAAUUGCUUGAUUCUUUGGAGUUUAAAUUAAAUCUUUGUCAUUUGCACAUGAAUUUUUAUAUAUCAGUGUUACACUAUAAAUUGUUAUACAGAGUCAAAGGAAUAAAUAAAAUUCAGAAGUAAAAGAUCUGAAAGUGUGGCUCUAAUAAGUGUUUUAAAAACUAAACAUAAAAUUGUUAGCCUUACAGCUAUUUCUGCUGUUUAUUCCCACUCUGCUGGUUAGAACAAGAUGUUCACAUUUAACUUAAACUGAAUUCAGAGUAAUUUUGAUAAUAGCUUGCACCAUAAUUUCUUAUUAUCAUUUAUUCUGAUCCUUGUCCCAAAAUUCCAUUGCAAUCAAGGUCCAGCACUUCCUUUUUAUGCCCUUAUGCUAAAUGCCAUUUCUUUCUCAAUUGUUACUGCCUUUUGAACAGUAUCAGCUACAGUAGGUAAAUGUAAUGAACUUAAUAUUUGUAAUUCUACAGUAAUUAUGGUACCAUUUGCUUCUCAAAGAUACCGCAGUGGCCAUGGAUAUCUGGAUCAAUUAAUGUUUAGUUUUUAGUGAGAUGAACUGUAGUUCAUUCAUAAUUAAGGUAGUACAGGAAACAUUUUGAUAUUAAUUUUAAAGAUUUUUUUAAUUGAAAGGGGGAUGGAGAUGAGUUACUUGAUUAUGUAUCUAUAUAGAAGUCUCCUAUUGGAGAGAAAUAAGAUUGUAUACUUCGUUAGUUGAUUUUUUUAGGCUGUUGAUAUUUCUCUUAAAAGCUGUUUUGUUAGAUUGAGCUUAUUCUUAUUCGAUUGCUCUUUAUUACUUAAUCAGAUUAAUAGGAAAAAAUCACAUCUAUCUAUUCUAUAUCUCAAACAAAGGCCAUCUUAUUUAUUAUUCCAUGUGGACUCUUAACUAUUCAGAUUCCUUCAAAGAUUAAAAAAUAAAAUAUUAUUAGCCACGUAGAAGCAAGUUUACUAAUAGAUUACAGGCAAGAUUCACCACUUUGUGUUUAAAAACAAACAAAAUAAAACCCAAUCCCCCUAUAUUCCCCCUCUCCAAAAAAAAACUCCUGCACAAAUACCCAUAUAGUCCAAAGGAACUCUUUGUGGGAAAGAAAAUCCUGUUAGUGAUGCAAUAGAUGGACAGAUUUUAAAGAAAUCUCAGCUAGUGCAGAUUUUUCAAAUUGACUGUCUGAAGGUUUUUGGUUUUCUUUUUUAAAUGGGAGCUGAUUAGUUGCAUGCUUUCUCUGUUUUCAGCUACUAAACUGCAUUCAGCUGUAUAAAAAUGUGUAAUACUUUGUAACUCUCUUUAGUUCAUGUACAGUAUUGUAGCUGCCACUGGAAUGUUCUGCAAGUAUGAAUGGAAUCUGAGGUGGUCCAUGAGACACUCUAUUAAAAUUUGACGCAUUAUGAAAAACUUUGAGAAUUCUCAGAUUGACGUAUUUAAACAUUUAAGAUAGCUGAACAGUGUUUUAAUGACUGGUACAAUUUAUCUAUUAAACCAUAAAAAACUUUCCUCCAGAUUCUUGCAACUACAACAUUUCUCCCUGAAUUGUCUUUUUCUGUUGUUCAGACUACAAACCAUAUCGGUCAGGAAAUGUCUGGAGAGUAUGUAGUUUUUAAUUUUACAUCUUAGAAUUUCUGAAAAUGUCUGAAGUAUAGACAUAUAUUUGUAUUUUUCCACGCCAUUAUUUCUUUAACUACUUUGAAAGUAGUCUCCCUUUCUUCAACAUUUAAAAAGCAGACUGAAGUAGGUCAGGAUGUUACUCUGGUUGUGAGCCAAAAGUCUGGUAGGCUCUCUUUUUGAAACAGAACUGAUUGUAUCUCUGAGUUCCACUGACUAGUUAUUAGAAAAUGUUAUUCCAUUUGUUCUGCUAUUAUACAGACAACAUUCUUGAUUUUAAUUCUCGUGUUUCCUCAAGAAACUGUUCCAUGUGUUCUUUCUGUCCAUUAUUCUGAAGAUCUCAGCUCUGGAGAUACUUUUUAUACUAUUGCUUGACUUCAGAAAUGUCUACCACCAUUAUAAUGAAGGCCUAUAUGCUCUGGCAAGGCGUACCUAACUUUUAUAGCAAAAGUUUCUGUUUUCUGUGGUGCUCCACCUCUCAGAAUUCUGCAGCAGACUCAUAUACUUACAUUGAACUAAAUAAGAAAAUUAAUGCAGCAGCUAGUGCAACAUUCCUUGUUAAUUGUUGCUUAAUUUGAGGUUUCACUUAUUUUGUAGUGUGCUGCAAAUUUUUUUUGACUCAAAGCAUGUAACCUGUGGAUGUAAUGCCUGGGAGAGCUGGUAGUUUUGGCAAAAGAAUAACUGUUGGGCUUUAGGCACUUCAGAAGGCACAGGAAGUGUAAAAUCAAUGUUGACAUUUAAAUGUUAGAUUUUGGAGUUAACCUCAAAUUGAGAUGAAUGGAAAUAGUACAUAUCUGAUCUUUUUGGGUGCUAUUGUUUCAAGUUUUCUGCUGAUUUAAGAUAACAGUUAAUUUUGUUUAUUUCUGGGUAACUUUUAGAAGACUAUCUUGAUAACUAAAAAAACAAGACAUUUUCAUUGUGGUUUAAAUUUAGAUUCUGCUGCACGAUUGUGUGGCAAAAGGUGGAAUCUUUAGAGAAUUCUACAACUUUAGAAUAAUCAGGGCCUUGAAUAUAGUUUUGAAAGACCUUAACUUCUUUAGUUUUGAAAGUCUCAUAGUGGCUUGUGUUCUCAUUCCUGGAUUAUGACUUUGCAAAGUUGGUAAAGAAUAUCCCCAUUCUUGUAGUGUGUGUUUUGCUUCAGUCAGGUAUUCUAAACUAAAUUAAUCCUUGCUGCAACUCCAGUAUCUUCCUGAGAACUAAAACAGAGACUAAUUUGGCCCUUUCUGCUUAUUUCUCAGCAUCUGUCAUGGAUAUAACAUUCAUACAUUGUUUGUCAUUUUCAAUGUCAUUCCUCCUCAUAUUCUCAAAAUACAAGUAGCUUUACUGUAUUUAGAAAUAAGUUAUCUUGCUGAAGCACAAAACUCUUUCAUUAGAAAGUUGAGGUGUAGAAAUAGUGAGCAACUUAUGUUACUAUGUCAAUCAACUGCUAGAAUUAAAUAUUUAAUUUAUAUAACACAUCAUUAACAUUGAAUAUGCUCAGGUAAUUUUUCCAUUUUACAAAAAAUAAAUAUACAAUGGAAGCAAAACUAGGAGUUAGGAAAGCUGCUUAUUGUAAUCUCCAGUAUUAACAAGAGUGUUAUCUGUUAAACAUAAAAUAUAAUGGCUUCUUACUACACAAUUUGUAUAAUAAGCUUACCUUUGAUAAGAUUUGUGAUUAAGGUCAGAAGAGGGACCAUCAUGAUCAUCUAGUCUCACCUUCAUAUACAGGCCAUAGAACCUCACCCAGUAACUUCUGUGUCAAGCUGAUAACUUCUGUUUGAGGUCUGCCAUAUUUUAUAAACAAUUUAUUAUUUGUUUUUCUUGGGAACUUUAUUACAAAUAAUCUUAGAUUAAUACACCUCUAC